UCAAGAAGAGCCUUUGUUUCGGCAAAGAUGCCGCGUCCGGCGAUGCCAUUUCCAGCGGUAGCCGUAACCCUGUGCGCGGCGGUGCUCGGCCUCGCCGCGCUCGGCGGCGCGCGGGCGCAGGAGCUGAGCCCCGGAUACUACGACGCCUCGUGCCCGCACGUCUACGACACGGUGCGGCGCGUGAUCCAGGAGGCGCGCACCGCCGACCCGCGCAUCCUCGCCAGCCUCCUCCGCCUCCACUUCCACGACUGCUUCGUCAACGGCUGCGACGGGUCGCUGCUGCUGGACGAGACCCCGACGACGCGCAGCGAGAAGGCGGCGGACCCGAACGACGGCUCGGCGCGGGGGUUCCCCGUGGUGAACGACAUCAAGGCCGCCCUGGAGCACGCUUGCCCCGGCGUCGUCUCCUGCGCCGACAUCCUCGCCCUCGCUGCCGAGAUCUCCGUUGAGCUGGCAGGAGGUCCGUACUGGAGGGUGAUGCUGGGCCGCAGGGACGGCAUGACGGCCAACUUCGACGGCGCCCAGAACCUCCCGAGCCCCAAGGAUCCGCUGGACAGUCUUACGCAGAAGUUCGCCAACCUCGGCCUCGACGACACCGAUUUCGUAGCGCUGCAAGGAGCACACACGAUCGGCCGCGCUCAGUGCCAGUCCAUCCAGGACAGGCUCUACAACUUCAGCGGCACGGAGCAGGCGGACCCGACGCUGGACCGUGCGUACCUCGCCGCCCUCCGGCAGCGCUGCCCGGCGGCGGCAGGCGGCGACGGCACGGGCCUGAACGACCUCGACCUGGCCACGCCGGACAUGUUCGACAACAGCUACUACGCCAAAAUCCGGUGCAACCGCGGCCUUCUCAGGUCCGACCAGGCAAUGCUCUCCGCGCCGAAGGAGGGCGCAGAAUCCACCGCCCCUAUCGUCGAGCGUUUCGCCAACAGCCAGGCCCAGUUCUUCCAAAGCUUCGCGACGGCCAUGAUCAAGAUGGGGAACAUCGCGCCGCUCACAGGGAGCAUGGGGGAGGUCAGGAGGAACUGCAGGGUGGUGAACUGAAGCUGAUGCUGUUCUGAGUUGUGAGUAUGGGUUGUUCAUUGCCGUAA
This is a messenger RNA of Panicum virgatum (switchgrass), 1091 nucleotides long. Its product is annotated as peroxidase A2-like. Gene Ontology annotation, biological process: hydrogen peroxide catabolic process; response to oxidative stress. The record is from RefSeq and is a predicted model, not a curated record. The transcript has 4 exons. Gene Ontology annotation, molecular function: peroxidase activity; heme binding. Lineage: Eukaryota; Viridiplantae; Streptophyta; Magnoliopsida; Poales; Poaceae. The coding region runs from base 28 to 1044 and encodes 338 amino acids.